Vigna umbellata (rice bean) is the source of this 2409-nucleotide messenger RNA. Lineage: Eukaryota; Viridiplantae; Streptophyta; Magnoliopsida; Fabales; Fabaceae. The record is from RefSeq and is a predicted model, not a curated record.
GCAUAUUGUCCAAUGUAUGUACAUAUCACAGAAAAGUUGAGGUGGUGGAACUGAGAAUCAUCAACCAGUACUCUACUUUUUCGUGAUUUUAAAAAGUUUACACAAACAAAUAUAUUAAUACUCCACAGUGAAUGAUAUAUACAUAAAGAAAUGUAAAAACAAGAAUUCAUUGUGUGAAAUGACAGAACCUCUACUUGAAGUGUUCCAUCUGCCCUUUCAUUCUAAAUGGAAAGCAUCUCCAACUCAUAUAUCUGAAACUGCAGAAGGAACCUGCUUCUCCAUGCUUCCAUUACCUUUCUGCAGCAACUAGUAAACCCUUGAACCAAAUUUCAGCUUGCCAAACUACUACAAAGUUUGACUGUUAAAAAGGCAUUGAAGUUCACUCAUGUCUGUUGAUGAUGUUAAGGCUGCUGCUAGUGAGUUCGCUAGGGGAUUUAAUCACAGUUACUACCACCCGUUGCACAUAGCAAUACUAAAAGGAGAUUGGCAAUCUACAAAGGCUUUUCUUGACAAUGACCCAAGUGCAUGGACUGCGAAGAUCACAAUACUCGGUAGGACUGCACUGCAUGUUGCAGCUGUAGGAGGGCAGUGGCAAAUUGUUGAGAAGUUGGUGCAACAUGUUCCUACAAAAGUGCUUGAAGAGUUGGACUUGAUGGGUUGUACUUGCCUGCACUAUGUUGCAAUGGGGGAAAGCAGAAGUGCUGCCAAGGCAUUGGUCACUAAAAAUCCUUCUCUGACACAACUAACUGACUUUAAAGGAUUCACACCACUUAUCUACAGUAUUACCUCCGCUAAAUGCAAAGAAAUGGUGUGGUACUUUGUUUUGAAUACUACAGAUGAGAGACCUGGUUGUCCUUUCUCUGGUCCUUCUGCUGCUCAACUUGUUGCUUUGCUUACUGCUGCAGGAUUUCAUGAUGUCACUAUAUAUCUUCUUCAGCGCUACCCAGAUUUGGCUACUCUCUCAGAUUCAAAAGGAAGCAUUAUACUUAAUGUUUUGUCAAAAUUGCCUUCGGACUUUCAAAGUGGAAAUAAACUUGGGUUUUGGAAAAGAUGCAUUUACCACUGUAUGCCAGAUGAACUUGAUUUUUUACCACCAAGUCAUCUGAGAGGAAAUUUGAAGGAUUCAUUUGGGAAUUCAAGCCAUUACCAAUCUUAUUUUGGAAGUACAAUAUGGGAUGGGAUUCAGAGUAUUGUUCCUGGAAUAAAGCUAGUGAGAGAGACAAAGUUGAGACACGCAUCUGCUGCGAGAUUGGUGGAACUCGUUUGCACACAGGUUUCAAAUUUGAAUGACACCGAAUUCUGGCAGUCUUUUGUGAGUGCAGACAUUGUUUUCAACGCCUCAUCAUCUGGCAUAGUUGAAAUUUUAAGGAUCAGUUUCCAGUUUUUUCCUGAUUUGGUUUGGAGUCACUUGCCAAAUGAAGGAUAUGUAGCUCAAACUGCCAUCAAGUAUCGGCAAGAGAAGGUUUUUAGUCUUGUAUGCAAUAUGCCUAUAGUUUGCAAGUUUUUAAUCCUGGCAUUAGACGAAUCACAAAACACCACAUCACAUUUAGCAGCAAGGUUUGCUUCUCCUCAACAGGCAUCAAUUUCUGGUGCAGCUUUUCAAAUGCAAAAAGAGUUGCAGUGGUUUAAGAAAGUGGAGCAAUGGGAUCACCCUCUUCAUAAAGAAGUUAAAAACAUAGAUGGUAAAACACCUUGGCAAUUGUUCAGGGAAGAGCAUAAGCCCUUGCUUGAAGAAGCAAAGGUUUGGAUGAAGGAUACAUCAAACUCUUGUAUGUUGGUGGCAACUCUUAUUGCCACAGUUGUCUUUGCUGCUUCUAUAACUGUACCUGGAGGAAACAACCAAGACAAAGGAUUUCCAUUAUUCUUGUCAGAUAACACAUUCAUGGUGUUCGUUGUGUCAGAUACAUUAGCUUUGUUUUCCUCCAUGGUUUCCCUUUUGAUGUUUUUAUCAAUUCUAACUGCACAUUAUGCAGAAGAAGAUUUUCUCAAGAGAUUACCUGAGAGAAUAAUAUUGGGUCUGGCUUCUUUGUUCUUUUCCAUAGUAACUACAAUGAUAGCAUUUGGUGCAGCCCUGGAUUUGUUGCUAAGGGAGAGAGUGGAAUGGGUGUCAAUCCCAAUUGCUCUUCUGGCAUGUGUCCCAGUUGCUCUAUUUGUGAGGCUUCAACUUCCCUUGUUCAUACAAAUGAUCAUAUCAACUUAUGGUUCUUCUAUAUAUCAUCGUCAAAGUCUUUGGUAAGGCUUUUGUGUUGUCCCAGCAUAUGAAAAAUAGGACAAAGAAUGGAUACAUAAAAUCAUAUAGUAGUUAGUGUAAGCAGGUGAUGGCUUUAGCUUUGGAAUUUGUUUUUAUUGAGUAUAGUCCAAAGUUGGUUUUACAACAGUGAACUAUAAUGAAAAUAGAAUUUGACCAAA